AUGUCAUUACAAAGAACAAUUGCAGGUCGCCGCUUGUUGCCAAUUGGCAGGUUUGUUAGGAACUAUUCAGAUGUUAGAGAUGCAGCUACAGCUAUCCAAGGUGGAAAGAUUUUGAGGACAAAAUUUGACAACGAUUCUACGACAGUGACUUUUAUCACUAAGGAUUCACCCAAGCAUGAACCGUUCACCGUCACCUUCAAUAACCUGUUUUUGCGUGAUUCAUCGAAAUCACCCAAAUCUGUGGACCUAAAAUCCGGCCAAAAGCUAUUCACCACUGGAUAUUUAGCUUCAAACCCGUCUUCUACGGUUCCGACGAAGGUCGAGGUCUCACCGGACUCCCAGAGCGUUUUAAUCGAUUGGAAGGAUGGAGACUCGUAUAAAUAUUCGCUUGAGUUCAUUUACAAGUUUAAAGGUUCAACCUUUGUCACAGAUGCACUGAGGAACUCGAUUUCGAAGCAUAAGCCUGUGCUGUGGGAUAGAAAGACACUCAAGGGCAACAUUGCUGACUUGAACUCGGUCAAUUACGAAGGUUUCAUGAACGAGGAGCAAAAGCUGUAUAAGGCGCUCACCAUCUUGCAGAAGUACGGUCUUACUUUCAUCAAUGAUGUGCCUAAGGGCGAUCACGACGCUGUGAGGAAAAUAUGCGAAAGGAUAGGGCCCAUAAGAAACACAAUAUAUGGCGAGACGUUUGAUGUCAAGAGCGAUGUUACUACCACUUCUAACAUUGCCUACUCGAACUUCUCCCUUCCGCUUCACAUGGACCUUCUGUAUCUGGAGAAUGUGCCUGGCUUUCAGCUGCUGCACAGCAUCAACAACUCUCCAGCCGAGAGUGGGGGCGCAAACAUAUUCGUCGAUGCCUUUAGCGCUGCGAGACACGUACGGGAGCAGGAUGCUGAGGGCUACGAGGCAAUGCAACACGUCCCAGUCAACUACCAAUACGUGAGGGACGGGAACUGCUUCUACCAGUCAAGGCCAAUGAUCGAACAGUACGACAGUAACGAGUCCAACACGUUGAUGAGCAACUAUGAGUAUUUGAUCAAGCGUGUGUACUACUCACCACCAUUCCAGGCGCCAUUCACUCUCGGCAUAUACGAGAAGACUCCAGAUACAAACACAUCGCCUGCCAAGCUGACGGAGAGGUUCCUGUUUAGGGACUUUGUGCAUGGUCUUGGCGUCUUUGACCAGUUCAUCAACAGGCCAGAGAACCAGUUCAAGCUCAAGUUGCCGGAGAACACCUGCGUGAUCUUCAACAACACUCGAAUCCUGCAUGCUAGGACAGCGUUUAAGAGCACAGACAGAUGGCUAAAGGGCUGCUACUUGGAUAGAGACUCCUUCAGCAGCAAGCUGAAGUAUCUAGAACAGAAAUAUAUAUAG
Torulaspora globosa is the source of this 1374-nucleotide messenger RNA. It is a transcript of the gene AIM17, whose product is annotated as Aim17p. Gene Ontology annotation, cellular component: mitochondrion. Lineage: Eukaryota; Fungi; Ascomycota; Saccharomycetes; Saccharomycetales; Saccharomycetaceae. The coding region runs from base 1 to 1374 and encodes 457 amino acids. Gene Ontology annotation, biological process: carnitine biosynthetic process. Gene Ontology annotation, molecular function: oxidoreductase activity. The transcript has a single exon. The record is from RefSeq and is a predicted model, not a curated record.